Molecule: messenger RNA, 210 nt
Organism: Lachancea meyersii CBS 8951
Lineage: Eukaryota; Fungi; Ascomycota; Saccharomycetes; Saccharomycetales; Saccharomycetaceae
Source: the annotation of a GenBank genome assembly
AUGAGAGCAUCUACGAGGGUAAACGUAACAAACCGGUUGUUUGUGACAACUUUUCUGGUAGCCUUUUCUUCGGUAGCGUUGAGCUCAGCGAUACCGUGUCCCGCACAUACCCUGGAUUCCGACGCACCUAUAGCUGCUGUGGAACGGAAAAAACAGCUGGAAGCUGAGGAACUGAGGACAGUUUCAACACCGUCGAGCAGAGACACGUAA